GCAUCACGGAUUUUUGUCUCGAGCAUCUUUUCCAGCUCUACGGAGCCAACUCGUUAAUUACGUACUACUAGCUAUAGUGAUCCGUCAUGGGCUGGUGGGAUAGCCUCUGGUCGUCAAGCUCGGGCGAUGAUCCAUUGCGAAAACUCGACCCCAAGCUCCGCGAAUUCCUCGAACGAGAAUCACCCGUAAAAUACAGCGCCGCACAAACUGCCGCAGAAGAGAAGGAGCAGAAGAAAGUCGCAGCGGAUAAACAUGCGGAAGAUAAUAAAGAGGCGAAUAAACCACUUGUACCCAGAGAGAGCCAGUUCCAAGACGGACGAUAUGCGCAUUUAUGGAAGACGUACCGACCUUUAACUGAGGUGGAAGCCGAGACCAAGAGCGAGCAUGAGAAGUUGAUGGAUGUGUUAGAGGGCUACAAGGAGCGCAAAAAUCAGAUAGGCAAGGCGGCGUUGGAGAAUUGCGCACUCGAGCAGGUCGAUUGGCGACAGUGUAUGACGAGUCCGAGCUUCACAGAACGAAUGACCUUAUGCCGAACACAAAUUAAGAAGUUCGAGAAAUGCUACAUGACGCAAACCAGAUUACUGAAAGCCCUAGGCUAUUUAUCAACCGCCGAUCGCUCCCCUGAAGUCGAGGAAGAUAUCCAACUGCACGCCGACACACUCUACCAGCGCCUACUAUCCCAAGAGGCUGAGGUCGCCGCAGCGAAGGAAGAAGGACGUCCGAUCCCAACAUUCCCACCCUUAAUACCAAGAGUCUCCAUAGCUGCGAACCAACUACAACAGAAAGCGCAACAGCAGGAAGAAUUAACAAAAGAACAACAAGAGAUGCUAAGGGAACGUUUAAAAAAGGUGGACGAAGAAGACCGGCCCGCAGAAGAGGAGGCCAUCAGAGCAGAAUGGCGCGCAAAGGCCGAAGUCGCAUCGCGCAUACAAGAUCUAUGGAAGAAGCAGGAUGAAGAGCGCAAGGCGCGAAAAGAGAGGGGAGAAGAGACACUAUGGGAUAGACUUAGCGGGACAUUUGGUGGUGGUAAUGAGAAGAGGUGACAUUUGCUCAUCACACUCACGAACUUAUCACGAGAAAUGUAAAAUUGAGUUAUGAAGCUUGUGGGAUCUUAAAAUGAAACAAUUGUAAAA
This is a messenger RNA of Hypoxylon trugodes, 1133 nucleotides long. RefSeq lists its product as uncharacterized. The record is from RefSeq and is a predicted model, not a curated record. NCBI's taxonomy places the organism in Eukaryota, Fungi, Ascomycota, Sordariomycetes, Xylariales, Hypoxylaceae. The coding region runs from base 87 to 1043 and encodes 318 amino acids. The transcript is spliced from 2 exons.